AUGAAGUUCCUUGGUACCCGUAUCGCAGGUCUGCUGUUUGCCAGUACUGCCAGUAUUGUCAGUGCUGCUCCCAUCGCCGUUCAGCCCAACGUCGAACUCAGCGGUCUCUCUUCCCGAGCCGCCACGCCAGGAGACAUCAGCUCAACAUACUGCGAUGUACACCCAGACGUGUUCCCCUGCUCCGAGUUCUGCAAAGGUAACCAGCUUGCAGACUUUUGCAGACCCGAGUGGUGCAAGCACAAUCCUGGACACUGGACUUGUGUGCCCAAGUAUAUUGAUGAGAACGACACUGGCAAUUCUUAG
Molecule: messenger RNA, 303 nt
Organism: Aureobasidium vineae
Lineage: Eukaryota; Fungi; Ascomycota; Dothideomycetes; Dothideales; Saccotheciaceae
Source: the annotation of a GenBank genome assembly